AGAUGCUCUAAACCCUCGCCGCCCCUCACAGUGAGCCUAGCAUUGAACUCCACUCAUCUGCUAACGGACCGGUGCUGCAUCUCAUCCAGACGUCUGGCUGUCCUUCACACCCAUCAACUUCAUCAGAGAGGAAUCUUUCUGUCAUAACCGCUCAAAAUGAAUCUUGAGCCUCACAAGAUUGAGAUCAAGUCGGCCACCCGUGUCACCGGAGGCCCCGCCACCCCACGCAAGGGCCCGCCCAAGUUCAAGCAGAGGCAGACCCGCCAGUUCAAGAGCAAGCCUCCCAAGAAGGGAAUCCAGGGUUUUGGUGAUGAUAUCCCCGGGAUGGAAGGUUUAGGCACAGACAUCACCGUCAUCUGCCCCUGGGAGGCCUUCAAUCACCUGGAGCUGCACGAGCUGGCUCAGUAUGGUAUCAUCUGAGCCGUCCUGCUCCUCCCUGCGAUGCUCCGAGGAUUACAGGCCACAUCCCGGCACCUCACAACAUCUGCGUCGGGCCUCGUCUAGCAGCUUUAAAUCCAAAAAACCACAGAAACAAACUAUCACAUUGCACCGUAACAAACAGAUAAAAAAAAUAGAAAAGAGCAAAAAAAAUCUACAAAAAAUACAUCCUGUCAUUCUUCUCUUGAUCUCUUCUUCUGAUUCUGCAUUUUCACAUAAAUAAUCUGCACAUUUUUAGGAUCUUUAGCUUUCAUCUUCACCAGAUCUGCACAGUUACUCUGAGCUUUUUCUCUUACUUUAUUCUUCUUCUUCUCUCUUCUCCUUUUUUCUUCUAACUGUCACAACAUAUACGCAUGCAAGGCAGCCUCAAGUUGAGUUUAAGUGACAAACCCGUGAAGAGGUUGGGUUCCUUCUUCAUGUGCUUUGAGGGCCUCUUUUACCAUCUCAGAGGCUUUUCCAUCAACACCGCAGAUAAAAUAACUGAUUCUGUAGAGAGUGGACGACAUUUCAGUGAGAUAACGUUCAUAAAUCAUGAUCAGAUAUCCCUCUUAUCCCUUUGUUUGGACAAAAGAUGCUUCACAUAAACCUCCUUCUGAUUUGUCUUUAAAGUUUCUACCACCAAUAAGUUGUUGUGUGAUGUUUGAGGAGAGUAAAGAGUUCAUGUCUUUUCUUAUAAUACACCUGAAAUGUAGUGUGUACCAUCUAUUGUAAGUCUAAAGCAUAGACUGUAUAUAUACAAAUGGACAGCAUGCCUCAGCCUCCUCCCGUUAAACAGAAUGAAGCCAAAAUAAUCGGGUGAAUUUGCAACCAGAGUCUGCACAAUUUGUAGAGCCCCAGCAUUGACGUCCUGCGGCUUCUACUAUUGGAAACACACAUUUAACUUAAAGAUGAAACUGCAGAACCCCUACAGUCUCAUUCGUCAACAGAGCUGUCAAUCACGACAAUUUAUACAGAUUUAUAGAAUCAAAAAACUCAUUCAAAAGAAAUGAGGACUUGAACACAAUCAACAGGAUAAUUAAUAACUGUCAUGAUGACAAAACAGGAUUUGAUAGUUUGACACACGUCGUGUCUGUGAACAUAGAGGAGGCGGGGUUUAUGACCUAUACUGCAGACAGCCAGCAGGGGGAGCUCUCAAACGUUUUGCAUCACCUGAGGCGAGGUGUCUGCCGUCCAUUCUUUAUACAGUGUAUUAGUAUCAUGUUGCAUGUUGUGUUAUUAUACUUUAAUACAGCAUUGUGUGUGUUUGUGGUUAAGAUACAUAUUUUCGCUCUUUUGUCCUCGUCUUGUUGACGUUUAUAUUUGAGCCCACUUUCUUUCAUCUUACAUCCAUAAUUCUUUGUUCAAUAUUUUUGUUUUUUUUAAUUUCAUCAUCAUCUCACCUCCAUGUGUCCGUAUUUCUGUUCUGAUCCAGAGAUUGAAGUUUUUAUUUUCUAAAUCAAACUUGUUUAAAUAUUUUGUAUAUUUAUCUUUACGGUAUUGUUCUUUAUCUUUAAAAAAAAAAAAAACAUUGUAAAAAUCUUUACGAUAAAAACAAAGACAACUUUCACUGAUGAUAAAAAAGUUGAUGAACUGCUGGAUUCAUCUCGAGUUUAUGUUCCCAGUUACGGGAUGUUUCAGUGUACUGGUUUCUAACUGGUGUGUAAUGGAGCUUUGUCCUCUCUACAGGAUGAUGUAAAAAUAAAACAUAAAAAGAGGAAAAUGAAGAUGGGACUUUAUUUAACCUCAUUGAAAUUGUUCCCUUGAUUAUGAGUCUGAAGCUCUUUGUCUUUAUUUCUGUCUUGAAGUGAAAAUAAACUCACAUACAGUUCA
Messenger RNA from Labrus mixtus (cuckoo wrasse), 2247 nucleotides. It is a transcript of the gene pde6gb, whose product is annotated as phosphodiesterase 6G, cGMP-specific, rod, gamma, paralog b. Gene Ontology annotation, cellular component: photoreceptor outer segment membrane. NCBI's taxonomy places the organism in Eukaryota, Metazoa, Chordata, Actinopteri, Labriformes, Labridae. The transcript has 4 exons. The coding region runs from base 157 to 420 and encodes 87 amino acids. Gene Ontology annotation, biological process: positive regulation of epidermal growth factor receptor signaling pathway; visual perception; positive regulation of G protein-coupled receptor signaling pathway. The record is from RefSeq and is a predicted model, not a curated record. Gene Ontology annotation, molecular function: cGMP binding; 3',5'-cyclic-nucleotide phosphodiesterase activity.